Molecule: messenger RNA, 1508 nt
Organism: Pecten maximus
Lineage: Eukaryota; Metazoa; Mollusca; Bivalvia; Pectinida; Pectinidae
Product: caffeoyl-CoA O-methyltransferase-like
Exons: 7
Coding region: 131-949 (272 amino acids)
Molecular function (GO): O-methyltransferase activity; S-adenosylmethionine-dependent methyltransferase activity
Source: RefSeq, a predicted model, not a curated record
CGGCUGACGUCAUAGCACGAGAAGGAGAAAGGUUAUAAUUUAGAACAUUGGACAAAACAUCGGAGAACUGAUCACAGAGCAGCAGCCGAAUCAACCAUUGAUAAUACAUACAUAUUCACGGAGGGAGAUAAUGGAUUCAAGUAAACACCACAUGGACCCUACCGUCAGAAAUCUACGGAAAUUGGAGGAAAUAGGGAAACGUAAUCGAGUUCCUGAGGAAGUUCAAAAACAAAUCGAGCGUUGUCUUCACAGUAUUCUGGCCCGAGAUGAAUAUUGUGAGGCGAUGUCCUCUCCUGCCAGCCAGGGUGUUAGUUAUAUAAUAGAACAGACCGCUCAACACCCAUGGGACAAGCUCAGCAAAGACGGAACAAUUCCCUACAUGUCUCCGAGAAUGGUUUCGGGAAAGCUAGAAGGUAAUUUUCUCAAAAUUCUUGUGAGUAUGAGCAACGCUAAGAAAGUACUGGAAGUAGGACUAUUUACCGGAUGUGGAGCUUUAACCAUUGCUGAAGCACUUCCGGCAGAUGGCACUGUAGUUUCGUGUGAAAUUCUUCCAUACAUACAAGAUCUCGCGCGCAGUUAUUUAGACAAAUCACCACAUGGAAAGAAAGUAACGAUCAAAGGAGGACCGGCGCUCGCGACAAUAAAAGAACUAGCGAGAGAUGGAGAACAAUUUGACGUCAUAUUUCUCGAUGCUAACAAGGACGAUUACUUCAGCUACUUUGAGGCAAUAAUGGAUAACAACAUGUUAUCUCCUGGAGGGACCAUUCUGAUGGACAAUGCUUUGUUUCUCGGGUCCGCAUACCUCCGGGACGAAAUGGAGUUUGGUCAAACUACACAUAAAUUCAACGAGUUCAUUUUAAAGAACCAAGACGUCUACCAGGUGAUGGUUCCUAUCAGAGACGGGCUCCUGAUGAUAAGACGGAAGGUGGACGUGGAGGGCUCGGUAUAGACUGCGGCAGAUUAUGACCACAUGGUCUUGAACUACUGACUUCCUGAACCACACUCUUCUGUAUGGUGCGACAAUCAGUUCACACAUCACUCUACUAGUGGGCGUUAUAGCUGACAAUAAAAAACAACAAACAAUACUGAUAUACGUUGUGUACUCUCUGUAUAUAACACAACACCGUACGUAAUUAAAAUCAAUGAAACGAGGGCAAAAUGUGAGCAACGAAUAAGUUUGAGACCCUUGGAAAUGAUAACACAAAACAGACAUUCAGGAGCUGUAGCGUUAUUAUACAAUGUAUCUGAAUGUUUACAUCAGCUCUAUCAGUAGCGAAUGUUUUUGUUUGUUUGUUAUUUUCCAUAUGAAAUGUACUUGUCAUCCUAUAGGACCGAACUAACCAUCAGUUCCAUACCCAGGCCGUCUGGUAUCUGACCGACUUCCAAUGUAAAAUUCUUUGUUUUUCAAAAUGAUUUACCAAGUUGUGGUAAGUAGCUGGUUCUAUCUCGUUAUGCAAAAGAAAGUAAAAAUAAAUAUUUUGGAGACGCAUCCUGUUUUGAAUGGGAAA